AUGUUGACUUCCCUUUGCCGUCUGUUUAUUAUCACCCAGUUUUUCUCCACUAUCGAAUCCGUGCUUGAUAAUGCACCUAUAAAUGCCGAUCCAUGGGACGUAGACGGACCAUGUCAGGAGUAUGUUGAGAAGUUUGCCGUUGUUCAAGCAAAUAUGGUGCAAUGCGCAACUAACUGGUCGAUUCCGCCAAAGGUUUGCACCAACUGCUGGGAACAUUAUAUAGCUUUUAAGCAAGUCGAAUAUGAAACAAAGCAUUUGAACAAUAUUUCUUCGCUGGACAAUCGAACGUGUACUCAGGUUAUAUAUGACAAUUACCUUCUGUCUUAUGGUCACGACAUAUCGGAAGCAUUGACGUCGAGUAUUUGGGCCAAAUCCAGAUGUGAUUCGUGUUUGACUAUAAGCUGGAAUUUCACGGCUAAUGACUCUAGAGUGGACUUCGCCAACCAGACUGUGCUUUUCCAGGAAAAGCUGUUCGGAUGGCGAGAUUGCGUUGUAAAUUAUACUGACUACAAUGAUGAUCUAUUCCAAAAUGGUACCAUAUGCGGCUAUUGUAAGAAACAGUUCAACUCUCUGUUCUCCUACUACUGGGCCAUCUACGUUGAACCCGGAGUCGAAUUCUGUGUAGAUGUUGAAACCACGAUGAAUGACACGAUACAUUUGUGGAACGACGUCUGGCAAUGUGCUGAGAAGAAGGAUCGUAAUAGGGACACGGCCAUGGUUUUCGUGACAAUGGGCGUACUUCUUGUCAUCACAAGCUUGUUUUAUGCAAGUAGCUACAUUCAAGGUGGUGGCCAACCGAGAAUCCUGAUCAGAUGUAAGUUUGAUUAA
Messenger RNA from Haemonchus placei, 828 nucleotides. Lineage: Eukaryota; Metazoa; Nematoda; Chromadorea; Rhabditida; Trichostrongylidae. The record is from the annotation of a GenBank genome assembly.